This is a messenger RNA of Strongylocentrotus purpuratus (purple sea urchin), 3303 nucleotides long. RefSeq lists its product as uncharacterized. NCBI's taxonomy places the organism in Eukaryota, Metazoa, Echinodermata, Echinoidea, Camarodonta, Strongylocentrotidae. Gene Ontology annotation, cellular component: plasma membrane. The record is from RefSeq and is a predicted model, not a curated record. Bases 36 to 2147 code for a protein of 703 amino acids. The transcript has 13 exons.
GUUCUAACACCAUCAUCACAUUGUUGGAAUUGGUCAUGUUGUUGACUUCUAUCAUGGGUAACGUAAAUGCUACCGAUCAGGUUCCCGACAACCAAGUAUGGACCCCUCCAACAGCAACAUUCUUCUAUGGCCAGCCAAAAGCUAACAUCAGCUGCAAAUUUCUCGGGACUCCAUACGGUGUCUACUGGAUGAAAGGGAGUAGCCCGGCUACUGCAGACACGCUUCUAUCUCUCACCAAAGGGGAAGUAUCCGGACCAAAGUUUGACGAUGGAUCGCUUACUAUUACUGAGGACUACUCUCUCGUCUUUAAUAAUGUUCAAGCUGGUGAUGAAGGCAAUUACAUAUGCAGAGUUUCAAAUCAUAACGGCUAUCUGUUCGACAAUAACACUGAUGUCAUGGUCUUAGAUCCGGCUCAAGUGAGCAUUUUUACAGAACCGAGUAUUACAGGAUGGGCCGGGCAUUCGGUCAAUCUUCAGUGUGCUUUCAGAGGCACCCCUGAACGAGUCCUCUGGAACAGAGUCCAAGGGGAAGCUGAGUCUAAGAGCGUCGAAACUGUCCUGAGAUACACGUCAGGUGGAAAUGAGGUGCUGGGAGACAGGAGAUAUAGUUGGAGCGAUAACUACGGACUGAUCAUAAGGGAUCUACGGGUCUUGGACGAAGGGAAUUUUACUUGUAUGGUUUCCAAGACGGGUGGAACUGAGAUUCAAAACACGACAGUCUUGGCCGUGCAUGCUCGUGCAGAAAAGCCGUACAUCCAAAUCGCGCAGUGUAAGUCUCAACCCGAAAUAGCUACAAAUGGCACAACUCCUGAGCCUUGUCAGUACAAUGUGACUGAAGAUAAGGAUUCCUUUGAGCUGCAAUGCUCGGUCAUACGAGCCAAGCCACGUGUGGAUAUUCUCUGGCAGGAGGAGUCGCAGAACCUCACUGCAUCGCAGAUUGUCACUCAGAGGGGUGAUGGUGCCUUUGACGUGACAGCAACCAUAAGCAGAAGGACAAACCAAUCCGAUCAGUUCCAUUUCAGGUGCAUUGCUUCUGGUCUGGCUGUCAAUGGAACCGCAGAACGCACUGUGAUUGUUGAAAUCAUCAAACCUGUUCAAGGAUCACUAUCAGGAUCCCUAUCAGGUGGAUACAUCUUCCUUAUUCUCCUUCUUGUCGUGGUUAUUUCCGCUUUUUUGAUCUUCGUCGUUUGUAGAGGGUGGAAGUAUCACAAAACAGAGUGCCCUCGUGUCAACUAUGUCUCCGUUGAGUCUAAACAAAAUGCAGACUCUGGGACGAGACGUGGGUUUAAAUGGAUCAUGACGAGAGAUUGUGUUUGCUGGGUAUUUUGUUGCAAGAAAAAGGAGGAUAGAACUCACGAAAGUGUUGAAAUACAAUCACUGAACGAGGAAGAGACUGAGUUGGGGAACCUUAGAGAGAAGCUGAAAAGUUACAGACCUGGAAAAGACACGGGAAUGGCAGGUGUAGACAUACCCGACUCGUCGAUCCAUAUCGGCCUUUUCGGUGCCAUGGGUGCAGGAAAAUCAUCCUUUAUCAAUUCACUGCACUUUGCUCUCAAGGAUGAUUACAAAAAUGUUGCCAUCGAAGCCGGUAAUGCAGCAGGUGGUGGUCAAACCAAGUUCAGGGAGACGGUACAGCUAACAGAUCACAUACACAUUGUUGACAAUCGAGGAAUGAAGGACUUCUCGUCGGAACAAAUUGAGAAACAUUUGAUGCCUCAGAUUCGGGGAGAACGAGGACUUGAUCCCAAGGAAAAGGUUAAGAAAGGAACUGGAAAGCAGAUCCACUGCCCUGUAUUCGUGUGCAAUCUAAGUCAACCAGUUGGUCGUGCGUCUACGCUAAAAUUUAUCACAGAAUUUUCUGACAAAGUUAAGGGUCACUUUGGUCGUAACGUAAUGGUUGCCGUCACUCAUAAAAGUAAACUGGAUGGCUCUGCAGAAGCAGAUGGAAGCUUGGAGGAAGUAGUGCGUUUGAUUAUAGAUGACGGCGGUGUUCCAAGUAAUUCCAUACAGACAUUCGAGAACUAUACUGAAGAUUGUCACGCUCACGAUGCAAUGAAAAGUAUUGAAUAUUUGAAGUUUCUGUGCACGUGCUUGGAAAUAGGAGAGAUAAAUAUUAAAGCCAAAAAAAAAGAAAAAAAAAAUUUCUAGGCAUCGUGCUGAAGCCUUAGUACUGGCAGUAUGUACUAGUAUACAAAUAUUGACUGCUCAUGAGGAUGAUGGUAGGAACUAUCACUCCCAAGGUGGUGGUGAUAAAAGGGCCGGUGUGAACACCACCGAGGGAGUGGUAGUUCCCACCACCAUCCGAUUACAUAGCAGUCCAUAUUUGUUUUAUAUACCUCAUCCUUUUUAUUGAUUCAUGAUUAGGUCUAGCUGUAGGUCUAGAUCUAGCUUUUAAAAAAACAGGAAAUGAGAUCAAGAGGAAUUAACCCACCAGAAUAAGAAAAAUCCAACAUCAAGUCCAAGGCAAGAGUAUUGAAUUCCUACGCGCUGCGCGUAACCGCGCGAUUGCGGUAGCCUAGCAACUCAAACAAUUUGUGUGCUCAACUAAGUCGCGGGAGGGGUUAGGGGUCCUAUCCCAGGGUUUGAUAGUAGCUAUCAAACCCUCUGACGUAAUGAUACUUGACAGAUCGAAAUGCUCCUUGACAUGUGAUAUAGUUUUGACCAAUCAGUGAAUGACAAUCUAUGUAUGAGGUAUAUAAUAAUAUACGUCAUUGUGCGAGGCAUUCACUUUUACUAAACGGAAUGAGGCUUCUUCUCUAUAACGCCACUUUACAAUGACAGAUUGCAAUGCCUGUUCGUUUCUAUGUCUUUAUUAAUCCAAUGUCAUAUUUCAUUUGAGCAUUGUUUGAAAGAGAAACAAAAAUUGAAAUCUAUACCUUAAUAGUUAAUUUGAUUAAGACUUGAUAAUAAACGUACCCAAUGUAAACAUGUACAUAUUGUAACGGCUCAUAUAGUAAACGGGCAAUGGCAUCUUGGUAUACUAUUCGGUAAUCAAAUAAUGUUCAGAUAAUGAAAUCACCUGUUAAAUCAUAAACCGUGCAUAUUGUCUUUAUUAGGCGCAUUUAUACUGUCAAAUACCUCAUUUUGAAAAGUCGCGAUGUUUCACGCAGCCGUUUACACUUGUGCGGAAACAUCACCGACUGAAAAGCUCAGUGAUGUUUUGGCGUGUUUCAGUUGGUAAUGCGCAUGCGCAGCACUCCGAUGCAAACACUUUCCUCUUUCUAUCUUUCCUUGUUAUUCUUUGUUUUUCCUUCUAUCACCUUCUCUUAUGUUAUUCUUUAUCACUUCCUUCUAUCACUUUCUC